Molecule: messenger RNA, 821 nt
Organism: Lucilia cuprina (Australian sheep blowfly)
Lineage: Eukaryota; Metazoa; Arthropoda; Insecta; Diptera; Calliphoridae
Exons: 2
Coding region: 36-821 (261 amino acids)
Biological process (GO): biological process involved in interspecies interaction between organisms
Cellular component (GO): external side of plasma membrane
Molecular function (GO): carbohydrate binding
Source: RefSeq, a predicted model, not a curated record
AUUAGUUUUGAAUAAAGUUUUGUAAAAGAAACACAAUGAAAAUGCACCAGUACGAUUUUCUUUGUCAAAUAACUGUAAUCGUAUUCAUUUUUAAAAUCAUUGAAAUCAAGGCCGUUGGCCAAUUUUAUACAACAAUUGAAAAUAAACAAUAUUAUGUGGACAUAGAUAAAAGGUAUUCCUUCGAUAAUAGUAUAUUAGAAUGUUUAAAAAUGAACAUGACAUUGAUAGCAAUUGAUUCCAUGCAAGAGGAGGAGGCAAUAAGAAAACUUUUAUUAAAUACAAAUAAUUUUGUAACUGUACCGAAGUUAUGGAUUGGUGGCAUAAUCGUACCAGGAACACGUACCGCCGUUUGGAUUUCAACUGGCAAACUAUUCGAUAAUUGGUAUCGUGGUACUCCAGAUUAUGAUUAUCCCUGUAUAUUAGUUGGUUGGGAUUAUAAAACUCAAUGGACAGAUUAUGCUUGUAUGAGUAGAUAUGGAUUUAUAUGCGAACAUCCUAACGAGAAAAUAUUACUGGAAGAACAGAAAAAGCUUAAAGAUGAAUUACAAAUAGAAAUCGAAAAGAACAGUAAUUUACAAAAUGAACUAUAUAAAGAGAAAGAAUUAUCUGAAAAUCUUAAGCAACAGUUAGAUAUUAAGGCAUUUGAAGAAGGACACAAUCAAGAGUUGGAAUUAUCGAACUUACCACCGGAAUUCGUUGAUCCUCUGGAAAAUGCUGUACCGGAAUCAUGUGAAGUGCCUAAUAAUCAGCCGCUAGUAUUCCCACAACAAUAUCUAUUUUCACACAUACAAAAUGCCUAUUUUAUGCCAAAUAGAUAUUAA